This is a messenger RNA of Falco peregrinus (peregrine falcon), 1635 nucleotides long. Its product is annotated as selenoprotein Pb-like. The transcript is spliced from 5 exons. The record is from RefSeq and is a predicted model, not a curated record. Gene Ontology annotation, molecular function: selenium binding. NCBI's taxonomy places the organism in Eukaryota, Metazoa, Chordata, Aves, Falconiformes, Falconidae. Gene Ontology annotation, biological process: selenium compound metabolic process. Gene Ontology annotation, cellular component: extracellular region.
AAAGGGAGACCAGGGCCAGCUGGGCAUUGCCGAGAGCUGCUGGGGCCAGGAGCGAGGUCUGGCUGGAGGACGGCAGUGAGAAGUGCGGGCCGGGGGUCCGGGAUGGCGCUGCUGGUGCUGGCCCUGGCCGCCUGGCUGGGGCUGGCCUCAGCCUCCGAGGGGGAAACCAACAGCAGCCGGCUCUGCCAGGAGGCACCGGCAUGGAGCAUCAACGGCUCGAGCCCCAUGGCAGGGGUGGCGGGGCGGGUGACGGUGGUGGCCCUGCUGAAGGCCAGCUGACACUUCUGCCUGCAGCAGGCCCACAGACUCGGGGGCCUGCGAGAGAGGCUGGCCCGGCAGGGCACGGUCGAUGUCCGCUACAUGAUCAUCAACGAGAAGGCGCCGCUCUCCCACGCCAUGUUCGGGGAGCUGGAGCGCCAGGCCCCCCCAGGCGUGCCCGUCUUCCAGCCAGAGCCGGAGGACCCCGAUGUCUGGCAGGUCCUGGGGGGUGACAAGGACGACUUCCUCAUCUACGACCGGUGCGGCCGCCUGGCUUUCCACAUCCAGCUGCCCUACAGCUUCCUCCACUUCCCCUACGUGGAGUCGGCUAUCCGCUUCACCCACAGCAAGGACUUCUGUGGCAACUGCUCCCUCUACCCCAACACCACCCAGCAGGGUAACAGUACUAUGGAGGUCCCUGUAACCCUGAGCCCCCUUCCUGAACAAGAAGGGAAGAAGUCGGAGACCCUCAUCCACCAUCACAAUCCCCUCCAUCCUCACCACCACCAUGAAGUUGGCAGCGAGAAAGCCACAGACCCGAGUGGGGUCCAUGAGCCUGCCCCCCAUGCUCACCACCACCAUGGGGACCAUGGCCAGCCCUAUCACGAGGGGAAGAAGCAGCAGAAGGAGGGAAAUGAGCACUAAGCCAGGCUGGGCAGCCUCGCAGAACCCAGUAGUGUGCACACCACGCCAGCUCGCUUCCCAGGGGCAUGAGAGGACUUGCUCUGGGCCGCUGGUCACCAGCAGCAUUGGUAUAACAACCCACUCCAGCACCCUCCGUGUGGGUCGUACUCCCGCACUGCGGCCAGCAAUGAAAAUCCCCCUCAGACUCCCCGACGUGCUGCAUUUUCAGCCCCAGGGCUUGGUUCUGAGCCUUUCUCUGCCACUGCCUGCCUUUCCGUGCUCAAUGAAGCCCGCCGUGCAAACCGGAGUCCCCGGUCACUGCUGGCUGACACCGCACGGAGCAGCGGGGCAGGGGUGGAGGGGCCAGAACCGGGAUGGGAGCAGCACUGUCCAUCCUGGCACCCAUGGGAGUCCUGGCCGGGGAGCGAGGGGGGGAGCAGUGUGCCCCGCAGGAGGUGAUCUCCGGGGAUGGGGGCACUAGGAGCUGUGGGAGGUGGCAGCUCCCCAUGGUCUAAACCCUGUACCCCCACAGCUGUCACAUCCCGGCGACUUGCGCACGGGUAUGUGCAGUGGUGAUGGGUGGCCGCAAGAUGGUGGCCUUGUCCCCUCUUGGAGACCGGGGGGCUGUACCCAGGGCCUGCAGCCCUGGGAAGACAGCAGGGGUGAGGAUGCUGGGGUCCCUCCUGGGGGAGAAGCGAGAUCGGGGGGCGAUGCUAUCCAGAGUACAAAUAAAAGCCCUGCGAAGUGACCCCU